Molecule: messenger RNA, 1662 nt
Organism: Penicillium paradoxum
Lineage: Eukaryota; Fungi; Ascomycota; Eurotiomycetes; Eurotiales; Aspergillaceae
Product: cytochrome P450
Exons: 3
Coding region: 1-1662 (553 amino acids)
Molecular function (GO): iron ion binding; monooxygenase activity; heme binding
Source: RefSeq, a predicted model, not a curated record
AUGACUAUUUGGCUUAGCCUUGUAUCGAUCUCCGUUUUGUUAAUCCUCUAUGUGGGAUACAAAUGGAUGUUGCCGCGUCCAAUCCCGGGUAUACCCUACAACCAAGAUGCCACGAAGAAUGUCUUGGGUGAUAUGCCUGCGCUGGUGCAACAUCAGCGAAAGACAGGAGAGAGCUGGAGCUUCUUACCUUUGCAAGCUAAGAAGCUGAACUCGCCCAUUAUCCAGAUUUUCGCGGGUCCUUUCUCGAAGCCAUGGGUUCUUCUGAAUGAUUUCCGAGAGAGUCAGGAUAUCCUCCUCCGCAGAACCAAGGAUUUCGAUCGGAGUGAACGGUUCGGAAACAUUUUCAAAGGACUGGUACCUGAUCACCACAUCUCAAUGCAAACCACGAACCCUCGAUUCAAGGUGCAUCGAAGGCUGAUCCAGGAUCUGAUGACCCCAGCCUUCUUGAACGAGGUCUCGGCGCCCCGAAUCUACGAGGCCUUUGCAUCACUCAUCGAUCUAUGGACCGAAAAAUCUCGAUUGGCCAAUGGCCGACCCUUUUCUGCCUCCGACGAUGUAUACAAAGCAGCGCUGGAUGCUAUCUGGGCCGUCACAUUUCCCUAUGAUACAAAGGACAGCGUUAUCAAUGCUCGACGACAGCUUCUUCCUAGUGCUAGCAGUACCAGCACUGCGUUAUUCACAACCAACGAUGAACCUGUCGACUUUCCCGAGCCUGCGAUAAAUGCAGGCCAGAACUCCGUUCUCACACUCACCGAAAGCCUGGAGUCUAUCAUGAUGUCUCCAAUGCCAAGAUUGGCGUUCUGGUUACUCAGUAAGCUACCUUACAUGCGAAAGGCAAUAGCAGCGAAGGAAAGCAUGAUUGCUACAGAGCUUGAACGGGCGAAAGUGAGGUUCGCCGGGACGGCCAAAGAAGACCAGGUUGCGAGAUGCGCUAUGGAUGAUAUCUUACGCCGUGAACUUGUUGCUGCGGAAAAGGAGAAUCGAGAACCCGCCUACAGCACGAGAACAAUCUUUGAUGAGCUCUUUGGACUAUUGAUUGCUGGUCAUGAUACAACUUCCACCACGGCAGCAUGGGGUCUCAAGUUUCUCUCUGACUACCAGGACAUCCAGAAGAAACUUCGCAAAGCAUUGCGUGCAGGGUUCCCCGAUGCUGUUGCUGAAAGCCGACGACCGACCGCGGAGGAGAUUUCUAAGGCUCAUAUCCCAUACCUUGACGCUAUACGAGAGGAGAUCAUUCGAAAAUCCUUGACGUCAGUAGGAGUGGAGCGCGUGGCGAUGGUAGACACUGUAAUUCUCGGUCAUCAUAUCCCUAAGGGCACGAAUGUUUUCUUCUUGUGUAAUGGUCCCGACAUCGUCGACUCUCCAGUUGGCUAUAUUCCCGAAGAAAUUCGCAGCAAAAGCUGCCAAGAAGCGAAGGGACGGGUUGCACCCCACUACGAGGCAGAUUCGAGCGAAUUCAAGCCGGAACGAUGGAUUGCCAGAGUCGAUGGCAAGGAGUGUUUUGACGCUUCUUUAGGUCGGAAUCUGGCAUUUGGUCUGGGCCCAAGAGGGUGCUUUGGAAGGCGGAUGGCGUACCUUGAGCUAAAGAUUAUCCUUGUGCUUGCUUUGUGGGAUUUUGAAUUGCAAAAGGCACCGGAUGAUCUCAGUUCGUAUAAGGCGUAG